Molecule: messenger RNA, 1532 nt
Organism: Erpetoichthys calabaricus (reedfish)
Lineage: Eukaryota; Metazoa; Chordata; Cladistia; Polypteriformes; Polypteridae
Product: glucose-6-phosphatase catalytic subunit 1-like
Exons: 5
Coding region: 48-1127 (359 amino acids)
Biological process (GO): gluconeogenesis; glucose 6-phosphate metabolic process
Cellular component (GO): membrane
Molecular function (GO): glucose-6-phosphatase activity
Source: RefSeq, a predicted model, not a curated record
CCGCCUCCGUGCUGCUGUCUUCAUCUGCGGGCCCUCCGAGCUUGAAGAUGGACGCUGGCAUGGACUGGCUUCACAGCUCGGGAGUGGACGCCAUCCACUACCUCCAGACGCACUACCGGAACUCCCAGCAGUGGUUUCUGUUUGUCUCCAACGUAGCAGACCUCCGGAACACCUUCUUCGUCCUCUUCCCACUGUGGUUCCACCUACGCGAGAAGGUGGCCGUCCGGCUCAUCUGGGUGGCGGUCAUCGGGGACUGGAUAAACCUCGUCUUGAAAUGGGUCCUCUUCGGACAGAGACCGUACUGGUGGGUUCAUGAGACGCAGUACUACGGCAACACAUCAGCACCCCUCGUUGAGCAGUUCCCAGUGACGUGCGAGACAGGUCCAGGAAGUCCCUCGGGUCAUGCCAUGGGUGCUGCUGGAGUCUAUUAUGUCAUGGUGUCUGCACUUCUUGGCAUCCUACUGAAGGAAAUUCAGGCAUCCAGUCUGGUGAAGAAGUGGUGUGCCCGGGGCCUGCUGUGGACGGUCUUCUGUGGGGUCCAGCUCUGUGUCUGCCUGUCCAGGGUCUUCCUCGCUGCUCACUUCCCACACCAAGUCAUCACAGGUGUCAUUUCAGGCAUCUUGGUCGCCGAGGCCUUCAGUCGCAUCGAGUGGAUCUACAGCGCCAGCCUCAAGAAGUACAUCAUCACCACACUCUUCCUCUUCAGCUUCACUCUGGGCUUCUACCUGCUCCUGAAGGUGCUGGGCAUGGACCUGCUGUGGACCCUGGAGAAGGCCAAGCGCUGGUGUGUGCGGCCUGAGUGGGUCCACAUGGAUACCACGCCAUUUGCCAGCCUCCUGCGAAACCUGGGCACCCUCUUUGGUCUGGGCCUGGCACUCAACUCUCCGCUCUACUUGGAGAAGUGCCAUGGGAAACGGGACGAGAGCACCCCCUUCAGGCUGGCCUGCAUAGUGGCCUCGGUGGUGCUGCUGCAUGGCUUCGACUCCUUCCGACCCUCCACACAAAUCGAGGGUCUCUAUUACCUGCUGUCCUUCUGCAAGAGCGCCAUCGUCCCUCUGACCAGCGUGGCCAUCGUCCCCUACGGCGUCUCAAACCUGCUGACCAGCACUGGCAAGAAGCUGGCAUAAGACGGAGGAGGAAGGGGAGGACAGAUUUUAAAACAGAGCAGCUGACCACACUUUUUACACGGGACACAGGUGGUCAUCUAUAUAGUGGAGCCCUCCGUUAAUCCUCUGUUCUUCAUGCAACUGUAUGUCCCACCGGCUGCCUGGCACAAAAAGACAAACCACACAGACAGAUGGCCAAAUGUGCCACCAAAGAACAUGAGGGAGCUGGCAAGGAGGACUUCAGCUGAAUGCUGAGGCUGCCCACAUUUGGGGGUCACUCAUAUCCUCCAGCAGGAUGGGCACGAUAUGAAGACGACAAGCCUGCUCUCCCCAGUCAGCUGGCCAGUCCACAGAUGGAGGUCUGCACACGCCACACUCCCAGUCAACCGGGGCCCCCCACAACACUCCAAGGCCUCAAGUUUCAAA